Messenger RNA from Oreochromis aureus, 10715 nucleotides. RefSeq names its product protein tyrosine phosphatase receptor type Sa (gene ptprsa). Gene Ontology annotation, molecular function: protein binding; protein tyrosine phosphatase activity. Bases 603 to 6398 code for a protein of 1931 amino acids. NCBI's taxonomy places the organism in Eukaryota, Metazoa, Chordata, Actinopteri, Cichliformes, Cichlidae. Gene Ontology annotation, biological process: protein dephosphorylation. The record is from RefSeq and is a predicted model, not a curated record. The transcript has 35 exons.
GUGGGGGGGUGUUUGACUCCUGUCUCCCCACCCCCAGCCCGUACGGAGUGGCUUUAGGAAGAAAAGAAUCCAAACCUGCAACUCGGAGAUAACGAGACACACACCAAUAAAGAGAUACACAUUUGGAGAUCCGCGCGCGGCGGUGUCGCGCACGGAUUAUUAUAGGGCAUUUUAUUUUUCUUUCACUGAGGAGAUUCUGGCUUGGAGCGUCUGAUCUUGGGGGGGAAGGAAUACAAAUGUACGGAGAAUAAAAGGAGUAUUUCAUACGUGCUCUCUCCGCUAACAAGUGACUGCCGCUGGAGAAAGUGGAAUAUAGUGUUUUUUUUCUGCCGCAGGAGAUUCAACGUAACUGUUUAUUUUUAUUUGCUCUGAGGGAACUGACCGCUUACCUCGAGCAUACGGAUUUAAAACCUAUCCCCAGUAAACCAACUGAGGGGGGUAGUCUCAAAAGUACUUUUCUCACGCCGCUGAAAGCGUCAAGCUGUCCUGCUUGAAGACCCCACACGUCCUCGUGCAGUUGGGGCCUCGGCUCUUCGGCCAGGUCAAAGGUCACUCCGACCCUACCCUCCCCCUCCCCCUCCCCCUUCCCAACCAGAGCCAAGAUGGCCACCAGUGGUGCCCUGCGCAUCUCCUUGCAAGUCCUGCUGCCUGUGAUCACUCUGCUGCUAUCACUGCUGCUCACCGGCUCCAACGCCACACUACCACGCUUCACAAAAGUUCCCGUUGACCAGAUUGGUGUCUCGGGGGGUGUGGUCUCCUUUGUCUGCCAGGCAACAGGUGACCCCAAGCCAAAGGUUAGUUGGAACAAAAAAGGAAAGAAGGUGAACUCCCAGCGUAUAGAGACCAUAGAGUUUGACGAGGGUGCCGGUGCCGUUCUGAGAAUCCAGCCUCUCCGAGCGCCACGUGACGAGAACGUCUACGAAUGCGUGGCUGAGAACAGCGAAGGCGAGAUUGUCACCAGCGCCAAGCUGUCCAUCAUCCGAGAGGACCUUCUUCCACCAGGCUUCCCUAUCAUUGACAUGGGGCCUCAGCUCAAAGUAGUGGAGCGCACUCGAACAGCCACCAUGCUCUGCGCCGCCAGUGGCAACCCUGACCCGGAAAUCACUUGGUACAAAGACUUCCUGCCGAUUGACCCCAGUGCAAGUAAUGGGCGAAUCAAACAGUUACGCUCAGAAACCUUUGAGGGUACCCCGAUUCGAGGUGCCUUGCAGAUCGAGAACAGCGAGGAGACGGACCAGGGGAAGUACGAGUGUGUGGCGUCUAACGUGGAAGGCGUGCGCUACUCGUCCCCUGCUAACCUUUAUGUGCGAGUCCGGCGGGUGCCUCCUCGCUUCUCCAUUCCACCAGCAAGUCAGGAAAUCAUGCCCGGUGGUAGCGUCAACAUAACGUGCGUGGCAGUGGGGUCGCCCAUGCCUUAUGUCAAAUGGAUGCUGAACGCUGAGGAUUUGACGCCAGAGGAUGAGAUGCCAGUGGGUAGAAAUGUUCUUGAACUGAGCAACGUUCGUGAGUCAGCCAACUACACCUGUGUCGCCAUGAGCAGCCUUGGGAUUAUUGAAGCUGUGGCGCAGAUCACUGUCAAAUCUCUCCCAAAGCCCCCAGGUACCCCCGUAGUUACGGAGACCACUGCCACCAGUGUGACCAUCACCUGGGACUCAGGAAACCCAGAUCCAGUGACAUACUAUAUCAUCCAAUAUAGGGCCAAGUCUCCAGACAGCAAAUAUGAAACUGUGGACGACAUCACCACUACACGUUACAGCAUUGGCGGCCUUUAUCCCAACACAGAGUAUGAAAUCCGUGUCUCAGCUGUCAACACAAUUGGCCAGGGUCCUCCUAGUGAGCCGGUAGAAACUCGGACUGGUGAACAAGCUCCCGCCAGUCCACCAAGAAACAUUAAGGCCCAGAUUCUUCCCCAAAAUACCAUGAUGGUUCAGUGGGAAGAGCCAGAGGAGCCCAAUGGGCAGAUUAAGGGCUACCGUGUUUAUUACACCAUGGAUAACUCCCAGCCCAUGAGCCUCUGGCAGAUCCAUAAUGUCCAGGACAGCCUUAUCACCACUAUCCAGAGCCUAGUUCCUCAAGAGACCUACACAAUCAAAGUUUUAGCAUUCACCUCUGUAGGGGAUGGACCUUUUUCAGAACCCAUCCAUGUCAAAGUACUGCAAGGAGUUCCAGGUCAACCAUCUAAAUUCCAGGUUGGUGCUGUGUCCGAUACCAGCAUUCAACUAACCUGGGAGCCCGCCUAUGAGAAAGAGGGAAUUAUAAGUUAUGAACUUCGUUAUAUGGAAAGCACUUUUGGAGGCCAGAUGAAGAAAACAUUUGGACCCACAACUUCAUAUGUUGUGGAAGGUCUCCGUCCCAACACAGAGUAUCGCUUCUCCCUGGCAGCCAUCUCUAACAAAGGCAUCGGAGCCUUCACAAAUGACAUUACGCAGAAGACCUUGCAAGCGAAGCCCUCAGCUCCCCCUCAAGAAGUUAAGUGCAGCAGCACCAGCUCUACCACCCUGUUGGUAAGUUGGCGCCCCCCACCUUUGGAGAGUCAGAAUGGUGCCCUGGUGGGGUAUAGGGUGCGCUACCAGGUGGUGGGCCAGUCAGAAGGGGCCGGUGACAACGAGGAACCGCUGGAGGAGCCCAUGAUGCCUGCCACUGAGGAGCAGGUGUUGCUUCAGCGAUUAGAGAAGUGGACCCAGUACCGUGUCACGGUGUCUGCCUCCACUGUGAUUGGGCCUGGCCCCGAGAGCGAGCCCCUCGUCUGUCGGACCGACGAAGAUGUUCCUGGGGCUCCUCCAAGACGGGUGGAGGUGGAGGUGAUCAACUCCACAGCAAUUAAGGUGAUGUGGCGUUCUCUUACGCCAGGCAAGCAGCACGGACAGAUCCGUGGCUACCAGGUUCAUUACGUGCGUGUGGAAAACGGCGAGUCUCGAGGCCUGCCUCUCAUCAAGGAUGUGAUGCUGGCUGAUGCCCAGGAAAUGGUCAUUGGAGGACUCAAGCCAGAAACCACUUACUCCAUCACAGUGGCAGCAUACACCACCAAGGGGGAUGGUGCUCGGAGCAAACCCAAACUGGUGGUGACCAAAGGCGCAGUACCUGGUCCGCCCUAUCUGUCAGUGGCUCAGGACUCAGAGACAUCAGCCGUGGCUCGCUGGGAUCCUCCAGAUCUAACCAAUGGCAUGGACCUGCAGGGUUACCGGCUCCAGUUUGGCAGAAAAGAUGUCUCUCCUUUGGCCACACUGGAAUUUGCUCCCCAAGAGCGGCAGUACUCUGUGGGCAACAUUCACCGGGGGGCCAUUUAUCUCUUUAAGAUCUCUGCCAAGAGCAGGGGUGGCUUUGGGGAAGAGGCUGUGGUAGAACUCAAUGUGCCUGAGAAUACGCCAGGGGGAUACCCACAAAUUAACGAGGGCUCCAAUGUGACAUGCUGCUCAGUGCAGCUGUCCUGGUCUCCACCAGUGCUGGCAGAGAGGAAUGGGGUAAUCACAGAGUACACUUUGGCCUAUAAAGAAGCUGGCACCAGAGAAGCUCCACGGGAACUCCACUUACCCCCCAGCCUCUACAGCUAUGUGCUCAACAGCCUCAAACCAAACUCAGCAUAUGACGUCAAAAUACGCGCACACACCAGUGUAGGUCCAGGGCCCUACAGCCCACCUAUCCAGUAUCGGACCGUGGCCUUUGAUCCAGCAGAUGUUCCAAAGAACUUCACUGUAAAGUGGGCCACCAAGUCCACAGCAGUCAUUGCUUGGAAGUUUUCUGAAAGCAGGUCCCCGUAUAAAUGCACUAUUGAGUAUAACCGCCAGAAGAUGGAUGUGGAUGCCAGGCAGCUGAAGGUGUUCGUCACUGGACUAAGACCUAACACCACCUAUGAGUUCACAGUGAUCUGUCAAGAAAGCAUAAAUGGUGGGCAAAGACAUCGGGUAAUAGCCAGGACAGCGCCACUCAUGCUGACCAGGAAACCCAAGUUGGACAUCUACAGUAACUCGGAUAACGCGCUCACCAUGUCCUUUCCAUCAGUUGACAGCAAGGAUGUCAAGAACUUCUACGUAGUAGUGGUGCCGCUUAAGAAGACCCCAGGAACUGUUAAAAACUUGAAAAGCCCUGAUGAGAUAGACAUAGAAGAGCUGUUGAGGGAGGUGAAUCCAAAGCGCCGUUCACGCCGUCAGCUGGCACAGCUGGACCAGAAGAAGCCCUACAUCAUAGCCUGCUUCAGGCUGCUGCCCAACAGCUUCACAGUAGGAUCUGAAAACCGCCACAGUAACUGUGAGAACAAGCCUCUUGAACCUGGCCAGGAGUAUGUCUUCUUCCUGCUGGCUGAACUCAAUGCCACCAGUGGGAAAAUGUUUGCAGCAAGCCCGUAUACCGACACGGUGGUGACUCCUGAGCUGGUCGUGGACCCUUUGCCAGUAGACGCUGGAGAUGGUCUCAUAUGGGUGUUGGGCCCCGUCCUGGCUGUUGUCUUCAUUAUCUGCAUCGUCAUCGCCAUUCUUCUGUAUAAAAACCACAAAAGAAAAGAGUCGGAGCCACGCACGAAAUGUCUGCUGAACAACGCAGACAUGACACCCCAUCACCCCACAGACCCCGUGGAGGUGAGACGCAUCAACUUCCAAACUCCAGAUUCUGGUCUAAGCAGUCCUCAGAGUGAAGCAGAUUUUGACUAUGAAAGUAUGAUGAAUCAUCCUCCUAUCCCUAUCUCAGAGCUGGCUGAACACACAGAGCUUCUCAAGGCCAACGACAACCUCAAACUCUCCCAGGAAUACGAGUCUAUUGAUCCAGGCCAGCAGUUCACCUGGGAGCACUCCAACCUGGAGGUGAACAAGCCCAAGAAUCGUUACGCCAACGUCAUCGCCUACGACCACUCACGUGUCAUCCUGGCUCCCAUAGAGGGUAUAACAGGCAGCGAUUACAUCAACGCUAACUACAUUGAUGGCUACAGGAAGCAGAAUGCCUACAUUGCCACCCAAGGACCUUUACCAGAGACAUUUGGAGACUUCUGGAGGAUGGUGUGGGAACAGAGAGCAGCCACUAUUGUCAUGAUGACCAGGCUGGAAGAGAAGUCGCGGAUUAAGUGUGAUCAGUACUGGCCAAGCCGAGGUACAGAGACCUACGGUAUGACCCAAGUGACCCUUUUGGACACGAUAGAAUUGGCCACUUUCUGCGUGCGCACCUUCUCUUUGCACAAGAAUGGUUCGAGUGAGAAGCGGGAGGUUCGUCAGUUCCAGUUCACCGCCUGGCCUGACCACGGUGUACCAGAGUACCCAACCCCAUUCCUGGCCUUCCUCCGUCGGGUGAAGACUUGCAAUCCGCCUGACGCUGGACCAAUCAUUGCUCACUGCAGCGCGGGUGUCGGGCGGACGGGCUGCUUCAUCGUCAUCGACGCCAUGCUGGAGCGCAUCAAGCACGAGAAGACGGUCGACAUUUACGGCCAUGUGACACUUAUGCGAUCGCAGCGGAACUACAUGGUGCAGACUGAAGACCAGUACAGCUUCAUUCAUGACGCACUGCUGGAGGCGGUGGCCUGUGGAAACACUGAGGUGGCUGCCCGGAGCCUGUAUUCUUACAUCCAGAAGCUUGCCCAGGUGGAGAGCGGUGAGCACGUCACUGGCAUGGAGCUGGAGUUCAAGCGUUUGGCCAACUCCAAAGCCCACACGUCGCGCUUCAUCAGUGCCAACCUUCCCUGCAACAAGUUCAAAAAUCGGCUGGUUAACAUCAUGCCCUACGAGACCACUCGUGUUUGCCUGCAGCCAAUCAGAGGCCUGGAAGGAUCCGACUACAUCAAUGCCAGCUUUAUUGAUGGAUACAGGCAACAGAAAGCCUACAUUGCCACGCAGGGCCCUCUGGCGGAGACUACAGAAGACUUCUGGAGAAUGCUCUGGGAGAACAACUCUACUAUUGUAGUCAUGUUGACCAAACUUAGAGAGAUGGGAAGGGAAAAAUGUCACCAGUACUGGCCUGCAGAGCGCUCUGCCAGGUAUCAGUACUUUGUGGUAGAUCCCAUGGCAGAGUAUAACAUGCCUCAGUACAUCCUCAGAGAGUUCAAGGUCACAGACGCCAGGGAUGGCCAGUCCAGAACAGUAAGGCAGUUCCAGUUUACUGAUUGGCCAGAGCAAGGCGUGCCCAAAUCGGGGGAAGGAUUCAUUGAUUUUAUUGGCCAGGUGCAUAAAACCAAGGAGCAGUUUGGGCAGGAUGGCCCAAUCUCUGUCCACUGCAGUGCUGGCGUGGGCAGGACCGGAGUCUUUAUCACCCUUAGCAUCGUCCUGGAAAGGAUGCGUUACGAAGGUGUGGUUGAUAUUUUCCAAACGGUGAAGAUGCUCCGAACACAGAGGCCAGCUAUGGUCCAAACUGAGGAUGAGUAUCAAUUCUGCUAUCACGCAGCUCUGGAGUACUUAGGAAGCUUUGAUCACUAUGCAACGUAAAAAGCCAUCUCCCCCCCCUCCCCCUCCUCCGAAUCCUGUUGCCCCACCCCCCACCUCAACAGCCUCUUGAGCCAUAGGAACUAAAAUUUAAAACGACAGCAGACAACCACAUCGCCACCGCCAAUUCAGCCACAUCAAACAGGAUCUCCUAGAUUUUUUUUUUUUUUUUGAAGACAACACCCGGUCCAACCAGUUCAGAGUCCAAUUCGACUUUUCAGACACAAGAAGGAAACACAAGAAAAUUGCCCAUCAUCUCAAGUAAAGAAGAUCCUCGGCAGGGGAGGAACCAGACGCUGUGGCUCAAGAUGUGGGGCGGGUAUUGAUCAAAGUGUCAGACUGCUUACCUUACCUCAAGUGUUUCAAUGUGGAGGACAUUGUAAACAUUCGUGGACAUUUCUCCUCUCAAAAAAUAUCUUCGUGACACAACAGCAACAAGUGACAGAUGACGAAGGAAAAAGAAGGCAAAAAAAAUACAAAUAAAAAUUUAAAAAUCACUGAGAAGCAGAUGGAUGUAGCCAAGACUUGGUGACUAUCUUGUUUUUUGAUAUGCUCGGGUGUAAAAGGGGUUCAAGUAUUUCCAUCAACACAGUGUGUGAGUAAUAUUGUGAGAAAUGAAGAAACUGGUUGCCUGCAUAAAAGAUUUAUCAAACUGUAGAAAAAAAUGAAACAAAAGAAACCGAAAAGGACAAGUUCACUCACAUUCGGCACUAAAUCCUUCAAGAAAACCUAAAGUUUUUACAGUAUUUUGUGUGGGAUAACACUCGACUAUUAAACCGACUUCUUCUUGAGCACUGAGAGCUAAAAGAAGACACUUUUUGGUUUUCUAGCAGUUGUGAGGAUGAAAACAGCGACACAUUUCUUAAAACGUGCUAAUUGCAUCAGUUGUGAAUUUGUGUAAAAUCAGUAUCCUCAGCCAGGUAACCGCAGGAAUGUUGCAACACGCCAGUAUAUUAACAGUGCAAAGAACAGUCACCGGAUAAAAGCCUCGCCUGCUGCACGAAGCUUCCGCCGCGUCGUCUUGCGUGAGGCCAAGGUGAGACAAGCGGCAGCCGUGUCCCGUGAUUUUUUUUCUCUCUUUUGUCUUUUUUUUUAACAAUCGCUCCUCUCUUUGGAACCACUACAUCGUGGGGUUGCGGUUUCAACAUCCACCGUUUUGAACAAGAGAUAAACCUGGUGGGGGGGGGGAAGGCUUUGGAACAAAAAUGGAACAACCAAACAAGGAUUGCCGCAAAAGUGAGGGCUCUCUUUGUGUACAGUGACCAACGCUCAUCGUCAUCCUUCAGAACUUUGUCUAAUGAGGAAUUAUCUCGUUUUUCUGUUUUUUUUAUUAUUAUGAUUUUCUGUCAAAACCAAACAUGCUGCUUAUCUCGUGUAUGCCGUACGUGUGACUUUGGAAGGAGAGGAAACUGAUGAAUCAAAGAUGCCAUCUCUGAUAACUGGCAUGACUGAAAGCGCAUCCACUUGACAUCAUCGUCCACGCCUCCUUUCCCCUCCCUCUCGCCCAGCCUCCUCUAUAAUUAUCUAUAUCAUUGUAUAAGACACUCAAGUGGCAAAGGCCUGCUGCAGUUACCAAGCUGCACAUCAGUGUGGUUGAAAAAUUGGCCUUUAGUUCCACUGUUUGUGUGUUUUGGUGACAGGUGGAUACAUUUAAACAAAAAAAAAGAAAAAAAACAGAUGCUUUGGUAUUUGCCCUCCGUUUUCAAGGUGAUGUCUCUGUGGGUGACACAGCCAAACCAAGGAGCCAUGAUGGAUCUCGACGCUGUGAUGCGUUCCUGAAAGUCUCCAGUACAAGCUACUUGCAUAUCCCCAAAUGAAACAGAAUAAACUUUAAAGGUAUUACCCCCCGCCAACCCCUCCCUCCCCUCCCAGAACAACUGCAGGUCGACACACUUGUGUAUGUGUGUGAUUUAAAAAGAAAAAUCAAGCUUUUGAGAUCACCGGGUUUUCAUUUCGAGAACAGCGCUUUGGUAUACGCGAGCGUUACGGAUCCCGCGCAGGUUUCCGGUGGGUGUGCACAAAAGCCGGAGCGAUGGACAGAACUGUGUGUAAUCUUUUCUUAUUUCCAAAAAAGCCUUAUUGUUAUUGUAACAUUACGAAAACAUUAAUGUUGUAUUAUGACGACUUAUUUUACACUACAUAGUUGACUUUUUAUUAUGUUUUUGGUUGUUGUUUUUUUUUCAGUUUAGUUUUCUAACAGAUGUUGUAUCAUUUUUUAAAAUUAGCAGGAAAAGAGAAAUGCUUAUCUGUUCAUAUUAUGUUUAAAGACAUUCUAUUUUUUCACUGUAGAAAUGUUAAGUAUAACAUGGCUGUGUGCUUGUGCGCAUAUAUGUAUGCAUUUAUGUGUACUGCGCACUCACACAUUCAUAUAUAUUUAAAUGCAGAAUAUGAAGAUAUAUCCAAACCUUAGUAUGAAUUAUAUGUUUCUCCUCAUCAUCUUUUUUGUUUUUUAAAUCUGUCAGUUCUCAUGCUUGAAAAUAUGAUUUUAUUUCAUUUUGUUUUUCUUUGUGUGUGUUUUUUUAAUAUAUACAUAUAUAUAUAAAUAUAUAAUCUUAGAGACCUUGUGUGUUUCUUAAUGGAAGCUGAGGGAAGCACUAUGCCUGAAUCCUCUGCCUCCACUCACCAUUGCUCUUCUACCUGAGGGUAGAACCUGUGCCGAUGAGGAGAUGCCAUUUUUUAUUUUAUUUUAUUAUUUUUUUGUCGUUUUUCUUUUUUCUUUUGAGCAACUGUUGAUGAAGUGAUCUACAAAAUAUCAAUCAAAUAUUUCAAAACUGACCCUUUUUUCUUACCUAUAUAGGACCAACUUGACGAACUGUAUCUUGUAUGAUCAUGGUCAGGCUAUGACCCUCGCAGUUUAAGAAAAUCCUCUUCAAGUUCUGUUUUCUUUUUUUAAUUUUUCAGACAUAAUGUGGCCAUUCAUUUUGUUAGAUAUCCACUAUGAUCUAGAGUAUACCUGUAAAUAAACAAAUAUAUAGAUUAUAUGUAUUUGUAUCAUUUGACCUUCAAGAUCUCAUACUUUAAGUGGGGAGAGAAAUACAAAAAUCAAAGUCCUUCUCACAUGCUGGUGGUUGUAGAGCCUGCUUUCUGAAACCUCUCUUCUCCAGUCCUGCUCCCUGGUCUUUAAUUACCACUCACUUUUCUUCUGACUUUAAUUUCCCCUGCUAGGAGUUGAAAUGGGAAACAUGCCAGCCUCUGUUCUCAUACCUAUAGCCUCAAUGAGAGCACGAAAUCAGCACCAGUGAUCUGCUGGUAUAAUUUAACCGAGCCUGGGAGGUUAGUCCUUUCUAUCAACUAUUUGAAUUGCUAAUCAAUCAUUAUUUCAAGGACCUGUUACAUUGUUAUUCUAGGUGUAAGACAGAGUGGAGCAACUAAAGGGUGUUUUUGAAAAAGAAAUAUUGUCUUAAAAUAAUUAUCAAACAAAAGAUUAAUCACAAAGGCGUAAAUUCUUAAAGCCACAGCUACGGUAAAAACGCUGGAGGCAUCCUUCAUUCCUUAACACUUUCCACAAAACCCCCAGAAGAUAUCCAACUGUUCAACUACCUAAAAUGCCAAGGUGUUAAUCCAUAAAUAUAUCAUUACCUGAUGAGCAAAUACAGCUAUGCUAAAGGCCAAACAUGGUUCAGUUGCAACAUGACACGUUGAUUUAUUGUCUCCCCGGUGCAUUUUUUUAAGCCUUGAACACAACCAUACUGUGUUUUUGUUUGGUUUUUGUUUUUUUUCUUUGACCAUGCUUCAUUGUGGGAUGCAGAAAGAAAUCAGGACUCAGUGAAAGAUAGCAGAGUGAUGCAACCAAGGAAAGACCAAGACAACCAAAAACGUGCUGCAAAUUCACAUUUCCAGCAUGUCAUUUCUGAACAGUGGGAACCUUGAGAUGUUUCAUAAUGAACUCAAAGCCUAAGAUGAAAGACGCUGGAAUUCAGUGAGGCUGAUGAGAAAGGGCCCAGGCCAAAACUGAAACCAUGGAAGUCUUUCAAAGCUUGUGCAAUGUGUUACGUUUUUUUUGACUUAAUGUGAAGAUGUUAGGCUUUUGAAAACAAACCGCCAAAUUUGCAGGAGUAUGUUGAAUAUUUCGGGGGAAGAGGGGAAAUAACAAAAGAUGAACCCUGACUUAAAAAAUGAAAUCAAAAUAACAGAACGUAUACAGUACGACAAAUUGGAAAAAAUAAAAACAACCCAAAUUCAGAAAAAUACUUUUUUUGUAUGAGGGCCAAGUGCUAUCACUUUCAAACUGUUACUUCUAACUGAAACAAUAAUUGGUUUAAAGCCACUGUGUAUGUAGAUAUGUUGACUUUGUAUUAAAGAAAUGUUGUCUGAAAACCA